Leptopilina boulardi is the source of this 5500-nucleotide messenger RNA. RefSeq lists its product as uncharacterized. The coding region runs from base 1534 to 3492 and encodes 652 amino acids. NCBI's taxonomy places the organism in Eukaryota, Metazoa, Arthropoda, Insecta, Hymenoptera, Figitidae. The record is from RefSeq and is a predicted model, not a curated record. Gene Ontology annotation, molecular function: zinc ion binding; nucleic acid binding. The transcript has 2 exons.
UUAUGUAACGUCCCGUGUAUAAUUUGAGCAUAUAAAUGUUCAAAUAAGAUUAGUUUAGGUAAAAUUAGAAUUUUAAGUGUUUCUCACACUUCGUCGCUGUUUUGAACGUUUAUUUCUAAACAAACUACAAGUGUAAAUAAUCUUAAAUUAAAUAAAAGAUAUCAGAACGUUCUCUUCAAGAAAACAAUUAUUUCUAAAACGUCUAAAAUUCUCAAAACCUUAAGCUCAAAAUCAACAGUUCCGAAAAUUAAAAUAGAGAAGAAUUGUAUUUUGAAGAUAUCAUUCUGAUAUCUCCUGUAAAUAAAGUCAGCAUAGUUGAAUAAUCUAGCGUAACUAUCUAAAUAUCCCGAGCACCGAUGCACUCUUGCAAACAACAAGACCUAACUAUUUUUUAUGUAAAGUAUGAGAAUGAGUGAUUUAAUUAUAAAUAAUGAAUAAUAAUUGUUUAAAUGUUUAAAUUUUAUUGUUAAUUAACUUUAAUUAAUUUUGAUUUCUUUAAUUGGAUUUAAUUAUUUAAAAUAUUUCAAGUUUUUAUUAUAAAUUAAUUAUUUCACAGACAAAUCAUUGUGUAUAAUUGUUUAUAAAUAUUAUUUGAACAUUUGAAUUAUUAUUACUCAUUUUUGAUUAUUAUUAAUUUUUAAUUCAAUUAUUUUAAAUUACUUUUCAAACGUUUUAGAAUAAUUUUGUUAAAUAUAAAGAAUAUUCUAUACUUUUAUAAUAAAAAUUAAAUUAACAAACAAAUUAAACAAUUUUAAAUAAAUUUUAAUUAUUUUUAAUUAUUCAAAUUAAUUUUUAAUCAUUAAUUAACAAUUUAAGUAUACAAAAUUCUUUAUAUUUUAAAACUUUAAUAAUUAAUUAUAUUUUAUUGUUAAAAAUUAUUGUUAAUAACUUUUUAACUAAUAAUAUUAAUAUUCAUAAUGUUUAAAUUAAUUUUUAAUAUUAAUAAUGUGAAAAUUAUGAAAAACUCAGAAAUUGGUUGGAAAACUGAAUUUUGGCUCCAUCUCUUGAAAACGGUCAAAACUUUAAGCCCCUUCCACUUGAAAACUCCCCUAAUUCAAGUACGCCCACGCAACUUCUUAUCUCUCAAGGCUGGGCCUGAAGGGCCCAAUACCGUCACUGACCUAACCAGUUUUUUCCCAUUUUCUUUCCUUGGAUCCAAUCCUUGUAAUUUCCCAACCUCUUUUUCCUCCACUUUGAGACCCAUUAUUUUAAAACAUAGUUCCAUCCCUAAAAAUAGGUAGGGACAAUGAUAUAAAAAUACGAACCCCGUUGAGAAGUCAGUCAAAAAAAAACAGUCACAAAAACAGUCACAAGAAUUCUAAAAAAACUACUUCUUCCUCAAAUUCUUCUUCAAGUUCAAGUUCAAGUUCAAGUUCAAGUUCAAUUAAAUUUCAUUUUUUCUAACAAUUUUCCAAGUGUUAAAUUUAAAUUGUAUUAAAAAUUUCCACGAUUCAAGCCAAAAAUUCAACGCUUUUUCAACCAAUUUCCGAGUCUACAAGUGCCAAUUUGUUUAAAUAAAAGUUUUGUUACAGAAUGAUUGUUCUACUUUUGAGUUUUCUUUUCCUCAUUCCUUCCUUCUCAGUGGGAAUGAUUGGAUACAAUUGUGGAUCAGGAGAACUUAAUGUAACGACAAUUUCGUUACUUGAAGUAGGUCAAUGUGAUGUCCCCAACAUCAACUUAAACAUAACGUAUCCAUACAUACAACUACUUCAGAUUAGUGAGUAUUCUGAAGUAAUGGUAAGGCAGUGUAAAGUUGAAGUACGACGAACGAUAUAUCGUUGUGGAAUGUUUUCCCACAUAUCUGUAGUGCAUAACGGUGUGAAUGAAUACAUAAUGGAAACAAAUAAGGUUGAUUGCGAGAGUGCACACAUAACCGGGAUUUUAAAAUUACCAAAUAGCCAUGUAAUCAGCGGACUUCGAAUUAACGAAACUAUUACUCAUCCAAUAACAAUAGCUGGAAGUCUUGAAAAUGAUGGUUCAUGUCAGGGAACAGGUUAUUCGGAUCCCUAUGGAUCAUGGAAAAAGGUAGUUGUGCAAGCAACAGUCAAAAUAACUUUAUUAGAACACUUAGCUCGCGUGAAACUAGAGUCGAAUACAAUUGUCCUAAAAUCCGGAACUAAUUGUCGUUUAGCAGAAGAAAAAUGUGUAGAUCAGGAAGGAGGAUAUACAUAUUGGAAUACUGUACAACCGCAUUCUUGUAAAUUCGACCAAUAUAGUAUUUUGUAUGAAGGUAGAGCCAACAAAAUGGUAGAUCACGAUAUAUAUAAUCCUCAAACCAUUUAUACUGUUAAUAAAGGCGAAGUUACAUUUGCUUUAAAUACAAAAUCAAGCGAAUAUAUAUGUGGAUAUUUAAUCUUAAAGACGGAACACCCCAAAUUAUUCAUUUUUGAAACACAACUAGGUACUAGCUUUGUUAAAAACACAAAAAUCGCGAUCUCAAAUUUAGACUUAUUUGCAUAUGUAAAUUCCAAGUUUAUUUAUGUCGAAAAACACAUCAGGAAACAAAUGAAACAAUUGUACGUCGAUAUUGUAAGCCAAAAAUGUUACUUGGAGCAACAAACAAUUAAAAAUUCGUUAUCUCUAGCUACUCAAGCACCAGACCAAUUCGCGUUUGAUAUUAUGAAGGGUCCAGGGUAUAUGGCAUUGGUUUCAGGAGAAUCAAUCCACAUUAUUAAGUGUACCCCGAUGGAAGUAAAAAUCCAACAAGGAGAAAACUGCUACAAUGAACUUCAAGUGACCGCCAACAACAAAACAUUUUUCCUUUCUCCAAGGACACAUGUCCUAAAAACCAGAGGAACCCAAAUCCAGUGUAAUUCUCUUUUGCCAUCAUACUACCUCGUCAACGAACAUUGGUAUAAAAUACUACCACAAGUCGUCGAAGCACUCCCACCUGCAGUGAUCCAACCUUCCAAGCCCAACACGUGGAAGUAUAUCAACCCCGAGGAUUUGGCUACCAGUGGAAUCUACACCGAGAAAGAAAUUGAUCAACUCAACGAUAAAAUCAUGUUUCCUGUAGAGAAAACUGCAGUUCUAAAUAACUUAGCUAUGAGUAUGAGUGGACAUCAAAUCAUCUCUACCAAUGACAAUGUUCUGAAUCUAUUUAAUGAACAAGUUGUCGAAAAAUUCGUAAACAACACUUGGAAUAAGAUGUGGGAUAAAUUUAUGGUUUUCGGUACGGCAAGUGCUGGAGUUUUUGCAAUCUUCACCAUUUUUCACCUCCUCAAAUCUGUGGUGAACACACUAGUCCAUGGAUACACUCUUCAUUCCAUCUAUGGUUGGUCCAUUCAUCUAUUAGGUGCAAUCUGUGGGUCUGUAGCUCAUUUAUUAGUACAUCUGGGUACUCGACCACCCCAACCUGAAGAUGUUCCGUUACAAGAAGUCACUUCGCAAGAAACGAAAGAAGUCCCAGCGGCAGAAGCUCCUCCUUCACAACAACUAUAUCCUUCAAAUGAACUACAACAACAAAGAGGAUACUUCAACUUAAAUACUUAAUUUUGGGAAUUGAGUUUCAAGAAACCAAAGCCUACCUCAAAACUUUUCAUCCGCAAAUAUAAAAUAUCUGUACAAUUUUUUUUUUUUGUUUGGUCACUUUUCGUCUUUCAUCCUCAAGUAACCAUUUUACGGCUGGGGUGUAACGUCCCGUGUAUAAUUUGAGCAUAUAAAUGUUCAAAUAAGAUUAGUUUAGGUAAAAUUAGAAUUUUAAGUGUUUCUCACACUUCGUCGCUGUUUUGAACGUUUAUUUCUAAACAAACUACAAGUGUAAAUAAUCUUAAAUUAAAUAAAAGAUAUCAGAACGUUCUCUUCAAGAAAACAAUUAUUUCUAAAACGUCUAAAAUUCUCAAAACCUUAAGCUCAAAAUCAACAGUUCCGAAAAUUAAAAUAGAGAAGAAUUGUAUUUUGAAGAUAUCAUUCUGAUAUCUCCUGUAAAUAAAGUCAGCAUAGUUGAAUAAUCUAGCGUAACUAUCUAAAUAUCCCGAGCACCGAUGCACUCUUGCAAACAACAAGACCUAACUAUUUUUUAUGUAAAGUAUGAGAAUGAGUGAUUUAAUUAUAAAUAAUGAAUAAUAAUUGUUUAAAUGUUUAAAUUUUAUUGUUAAUUAACUUUAAUUAAUUUUGAUUUCUUUAAUUGGAUUUAAUUAUUUAAAAUAUUUCAAGUUUUUAUUAUAAAUUAAUUAUUUCACAGACAAAUCAUUGUGUAUAAUUGUUUAUAAAUAUUAUUUGAACAUUUGAAUUAUUAUUACUCAUUUUUGAUUAUUAUUAAUUUUUAAUUCAAUUAUUUUAAAUUACUUUUCAAACGUUUUAGAAUAAUUUUGUUAAAUAUAAAGAAUAUUCUAUACUUUUAUAAUAAAAAUUAAAUUAACAAACAAAUUAAACAAUUUUAAAUAAAUUUUAAUUAUUUUUAAUUAUUCAAAUUAAUUUUUAAUCAUUAAUUAACAAUUUAAGUAUACAAAAUUCUUUAUAUUUUAAAACUUUAAUAAUUAAUUAUAUUUUAUUGUUAAAAAUUAUUGUUAAUAACUUUUUAACUAAUAAUAUUAAUAUUCAUAAUGUUUAAAUUAAUUUUUAAUAUUAAUAAUGUGAAAAUUAUGAAAAACUCAGAAAUUGGUUGGAAAACUGAAUUUUGGCUCCAUCUCUUGAAAACGGUCAAAACUUUAAGCCCCUUCCACUUGAAAACUCCCCUAAUUCAAGUACGCCCACGCAACUUCUUAUCUCUCAAGGCUGGGCCUGAAGGGCCCAAUACCGUCACUGACCUAACCAGUUUUUUCCCAUUUUCUUUCCUUGGAUCCAAUCCUUGUAAUUUCCCAACCUCUUUUUCCUCCACUUUGAGACCCAUUAUUUUAAAACAUAGUUCCAUCCCUAAAAAUAGGUAGGGACAAUGAUAUAAAAAUACGAACCCCGUUGAGAAGUCAGUCAAAAAAAAACAGUCACAAAAACAGUCACAAGAAUUCUAAAAAAACUACUUCUUCCUCAAAUUCUUCUUCAAGUUCAAGUUCAAGUUCAAGUUCAAGUUCAAUUAAAUUUCAUUUUUUCUAACAAUUUUCCAAGUGUUAAAUUUAAAUUGUAUUAAAAAUUUCCACGAUUCAAGCCAAAAAUUCAACGCUUUUUCAACCAAUUUCCGAGUCUACAAGUGCCAAUUUGUUUAAAUAAAAGUAAGUCUUAUAUUAAAUUGCUGUCUAACUUUCAUCUAAAUCUUUUUCUUGUCAUCUCUAAAUAAUUCCGAAGAAUAUUAAUGCGUUAAUCGUGUUCUUAUUUCUUCAAUUUCCUUGUCGUAUUUUUGUAUUUACCAUAAUUUUCAUUACCUUACCUAAGGAUUUUAAUGCGUUUAUCGCGUAAUUAUUCCUUUAAUUUCCCCGCGAAAAUCCCUAUUUACAUAUAUUGAUCAAUUUGAAUCGUUCCCGAGUUAGUGGACGCAAGUCUAGACUCGAAACAUAAAAUAAGAGAAUAUUUCCGAAUAUUCUCUGAAAUUUAUACUUGCGUUAUGCAUCCGACGUAACAAUUAUUA